Messenger RNA from Zasmidium cellare ATCC 36951, 1752 nucleotides. RefSeq lists its product as uncharacterized. Gene Ontology annotation, biological process: protein modification by small protein removal. NCBI's taxonomy places the organism in Eukaryota, Fungi, Ascomycota, Dothideomycetes, Mycosphaerellales, Mycosphaerellaceae. The record is from RefSeq and is a predicted model, not a curated record. The transcript has a single exon. Gene Ontology annotation, molecular function: peptidase activity. The coding region runs from base 1 to 1752 and encodes 583 amino acids.
AUGGAAGUCCAACUCUACGUCUACGACCUCACUCGUGGGAUGGCAAAGGCCAUGUCGCAACAACUUCUCGGAAUCCACAUCGAGGCCGUCUAUCACACCUCGCUGGUCUUCGACGGGAUAGAAUACUUCUUCGGAGCAGGAAUUCAAACAUGCUACGCAGGCACAACUCACCAUGGGAAGCCCAUAGAAGUCGUACCCAUGGGAACCACCCAGCUGCCUAUGGAAACAAUCCUUGAUUAUCUGGAAAGCUUGAAAGAAAUCUACACGCCUGAAAGCUACGAUUUGUUUGCUCACAACUGCAACAACUUUACAAACGACUUUGCCAUGUUUCUCGUUGGUAGAGGAAUACCGGAGCAUAUAAAGAGUCUCCCCCGACGAGUUCUCGAUACGCCGUUUGGGCAAAUGCUCAAGCCGCAAAUCGAUGCCAGCAUGCGAUCUAUCACUCAGGCUGAAGUUCCCGUCGAGAAUAGACCUCAGGCUUCCGGAAGUGGCACAUCGAGUGCUGCAGCAAGAUCAAAGCAGGUGCCACCCGCGACGAAUGGAGAAAGUCUAGCACCAUCACUGAGAUAUGGCAAAGUCGUAAACCCCUUGAGCCUGAACGCCGUCCAGGAAUACUUGGCAGAAGCAUCGGAUGCUGUCGUGACCAUCUUCUUCACAUCAGCAACAUGCGCGCCUUGCAAAUUGGCUUACCCCAUGUUCGACAACCUUGCGGAACAACACCCAAACGCUCUAUUUGCCAAAGUCGAUAUUAGCGAGGCCCAAGACGUCGCGAUGCGGUAUCAGAUCAGAGCUACACCUACCUUCAUAACCUUUUCGAAGGGAGCGAAGCAAGACGAAUGGAGUGGCGCCGACCCUCAGCUGCUUAAGGUGAACGUCGAGCGGGUGAUUAACGAGACAUUCCCUCCUCAUCGACAUCUCACACUCAAAGUACCAACCCUGCAGUUUGGAUCCAUGCGACCAAUUACUUACGCCAAAGUACCGCCGUUGGACAAAUUGACGACAAAAUUGGGAAACGCUGCCAGUCAACCAGAAUUUGCCGAACUUCGGACGUUCGUGGAGAAGCGUAGCGACAGUCCCAAGGACGCCCCGGUGCCCGACCUCCACAAGAUCUCAGGCACGUUUACAUCCUCGGUGUUGUCCUUGCCUGUGGAGAUUCGAUUUGCUGCCGUCGACUUGCUGAGAUGUGCCAUGAUCGAUCCCCGAGUCAGUGGAUACUUCGCUGAGGAAAACAAGCCCAAGACCAUCCCCGCCCUCGUCAACCACGUCAACAAUCUCAAAGACUGCCCUCACAAUCUUCGACUGGUAACGAUCCACCUAGCAUGCAACGUCUUCGCAUCGCCGCUGUUUGUGCGAGAGCUAUUGACUGCCGAGGACGACUCAAUAGCGCAGCUGAUUCAACUGAUAACUUCGUCUUUGUUGGACGCAACACAUCCAACCGCCCGAAUCGCAGCAGCAUCUCUGGCAUUCAAUCUGGCAACAUCCAAUUACCGGACUCGCCGAGAAGAAGGGCAGGAUGCUCUAGCUGAGGCUGAGCAGGUGGAACUUGCAGCAUCAUUACUGGAGACUUUGUCUGAAGAAGAGAACCCGGAUGCUACGAAGGCUCUUCUGCUUGCCCUGGGAUAUCUCGUUUAUUGCGCCCCUGAAGGUGGAGAGCUGUUCGACCUUUGUGCAGCGUUGGAUGCCAAGGGAAAGGUAGAGGCAUGCAAAGUAGAGGGAGGUAUCGCAAAGGAAGUUGCGAGUCUGUUGUCGUAG